ACCAAAGGUUUUUAAUUUCCCCUUGUUAACGCUCCUCGUACAUUUCUUACCGUAGAGCUCUUUCUUUUUUCCCCUGCCAGUGUGAACGCAAGCAAGCGUAAACCUUCUUCUUCCUUCUUCCUUCUUUCUCUGGCUAUGGCGGAUCGCCUUCUCUCUCUUCUCCAACAAGUACUCUUUUCUCCUCGCGAUUCGCGACGAAGAAUUUAAAACAGAGCCGAGGGUUUUGUCACCGCAUUGUUGUCGUUUGAUCCAGCGGAUCGACUUCCCCGAAGCGCUAAAAAGAGAGAGCGCACCGAGAGAUCGAUCGAGCUGGUUCUUCUACUACUCAGAGGAGAAAAGCUUUGGAUUCUUGUGAGCGAGCGAGCGAGCCGAGGUCCCAGAGUUCUUGGUUUGUCGCAUGAUGGUCAGCAUCCGAGGAGUUUAUGGCAGGUCCCAAUCCAAGGCUUGACUGCGAACACUAAAUGCUUGCAUCCAGGUUGAUGAUCCUUACGCUCUUGCUGUUCAUCCAUCGCUUUCUGGUUUGCCCCUCCUUCUCUCCUCCAUCUCGAUCCUAGCAGCCGCAGGCAGCAGCAGCAGCAGCAGCAAAAGCUAGCAGCAGAGAGCCCUGGAGCUCUUUUUCUUUCUUCCCUGCCACCACUGCUUCUUCUCUCUGUGGAUCAUCCAGAGGUAUAAAUGCUCGCUGUUCUUGCUUUCUCCGCGAGCAGCAGCGGGGUACUUGUCUCGGACUCUCUCAAUUCUCGCAUUGCUCGGGCGGACGAUGAGACUGUCACUAAAUCGUAAUACCGGUCACUAGGAAGAGCUCUCCUCUCCAUAUCUCCAUUUCUUCCUCUGCCGUAUCUCGUUCGUUUCGCUGGUGCUGGUGAUCGUCCAAGCUGUGGUGGUGUCUCUCUCACUCUCAUCAAUCACUCCUCCAUCCAUCCGGGCAGCUCCCAAACAAACCACAUUUGUGUGCGUGAUUGGUACACUCCACUCUCUCCUCUGUGCAGCGCGAGCGCGCUUUUGACUGGCCGGGGCGGGCCGCGAUCCAUCUCAGCUCUCCGCGUGUCUGCUCCGGGCUGCCAAAAACACCAAAGUUCCUUUCUUGCUGGCUCGAUAGCAACCACUCCACGCCUCUCCUCUCAUCGCCAAGAUCACUGAGCUUUUGCAUCGAUCCAGUUUUCCAUCAUCCAUCUAUCCAUCCAUCCAUAGCGCCGCGAGGACACGAGUCCACGACUCUCUUUCUCUGAUCAUCCCUGUCACACCUUGUUGUCACGUCCCAGGAGAGAGUAGCCAUUCUCACUCGCUCGCAUUCUCUGCUACUGCUGCCUGCGUGUGCGCGCGUUGUCCAAGAGAUCUAUCAUCCUCUCUCCCAUCCAAUCCAUCGAUCGCUCCCUCUUAUCCUCUCCUCCCUGCCCUCCCUGCCACAAACGAACGAAGAUGGUGAUUUGACACUAGCCCAAGAUCGGGCCUUGGAUCGUCAACACAUCCUCGAGCGAGCUCCAUGGCCGAGCAGCAGCAAUCCAGCCACAAGCACAGGUCGUGGCAGCGCGGAAUCUCCCCGGGCAGAGGGCUGCGGCGACUGGAGAGCAAGCUCAAGGAUUUGUUCCUCCUCCGCCCGGGGAGCUCGUCCAGGAAGCAGCAGCAGCAGCAGCAGCGCUCGGGAUCGCCGGAUUUCAUCCUCCAGCAGGCAGCGGCGCUGUCGUCGCAGCAAAUCCACAUGGUUCGCAGCGGCAGCUUGAUCAGACCUCACGAGACGCUGGCGCCGGUCCGCGAGGGCCCGGAUGCCGAUGCCGAUGGAGGCGGCGGCAACGGAUCCCUUGGCGGCGGUGGCAGCGGCGGCGGCGGCGGCGCCACCAAGCGGCAGGGAUCCUUCCGGAGCUGGAUGAUGGAGCAGAUCGAGAAGACGACGCUGCCACUGCUGGGCUACAAGCACUCGGACGUGCGGCUGCUGCUGGGCGUGCUGGGAGCUCCACUCGCGCCCAUCGCCGCUAGCAGCGCCCAUUGCCUCUACGCUCGCGUCUCGCCCAGGGAUGGCCCCAUUGAGUCGACGUCCGCGCAGUACAUCCUCCACCAGUACAUGGCAGCAUCCGGGGGCUCCAAAUUCCUGGCCUCGAUCCACAACUCGUACGCGGCGGGCAAGAUCCGGAUGUCUCUGUCGGAAUUCGAGACCGUGAAUCGCGUGGUGCGCACCAAGAACCCAUUCCGCCCCGCCGAGGCGGGCUGCUUCGUGCUGUGGCAGAUGAAGCCCGACAUGUGGUACGUGGAGCUGGUGCUGGGCGGAGGAUCCAGCAAAGUCCAUGCCGGAUGCGAUGGCAAGCUCGUCUGGAGGCAAAACCCCUGGAUGGGUCCUCACGCCGCCAAGGGACCCGUUCGCCCACUUCGUCGCGUCCUCCAGGGAUUGGAUCCGUUGACGACUGCCACCAUCUUUUCUGGCGCGGUUUGCGUGGGCGAGAAGCGGCUGGGUGGCGAGGAUUGCUUCGUGCUCAAGCUCGCCGCCGACCCAUACACGCUGGGCGCCCGCAGCGACGGCCCCGCCGAGAUCAUCCGCCACGUACUCUUCGGCUACUUCAGCCAGAGGACCGGACUGCUCGUCCGGAUCGAGGACUCGCACCUCACCCGCAUCCAGGCGUCGGCGGGCGAGGUCGUCUACUGGGAGACGAGCAUCGAGUCGACGCUGGAGGACUACCGCAGCGUCGACGGCCUGGUGAUCGCCCACUCGGGGCAUUCGUGCGUGACGCUGUUUAGAUUCGGGGAGGUGGCCAUGGGUCACACCAGGACGAGGAUGGAGGAGGACUGGACGAUCGAGGAGGUGGCGCUCAACGUCCCGGGGCUCUCGGAGGAUUGCUUCAUCCCUCCGGCGGACAUCCGGAAGAAGAACAGCGCUAGCGGCGCCGCUGGGCUGGUCAAUCACAGCGGGCGGAAAGGAUUGAGGAGUGGGAUCACUGCCGCCACUGCCGCCGCUGCCACCGAGACUAAUUUGUCCUCGGCAGUGGCAGUGGAGCGCGACAGCCUCGGAGACACCAAGAACAGCAGCCAUCCGCAAGAACAGCAACAAUACACGGCGCGGGUCAAAGCGACCGCGCGCGAGGCCCAAUCCAACAAUGCCAUGUGGAGGGUCGAGGGCUGACCAUUGACUUAUCCUAUUUCUGUUUUGUAAAAAAAGUAACUAAAUAUUAACUUGAUUAGGGCA
Selaginella moellendorffii is the source of this 3169-nucleotide messenger RNA. RefSeq lists its product as uncharacterized. The coding region runs from base 1481 to 3106 and encodes 541 amino acids. The record is from RefSeq and is a predicted model, not a curated record. The transcript is spliced from 3 exons. NCBI's taxonomy places the organism in Eukaryota, Viridiplantae, Streptophyta, Lycopodiopsida, Selaginellales, Selaginellaceae.